Chara braunii is the source of this 1239-nucleotide messenger RNA. NCBI's taxonomy places the organism in Eukaryota, Viridiplantae, Streptophyta, Charophyceae, Charales, Characeae. The record is from the annotation of a GenBank genome assembly.
GGGUGGUUUAAUACCAAUCAGCGAGUUGUAUCUCUUGAAGAAACGGUGUUGCAACUCAAGGCCUGGUAUGACGUCGAGAUGGCCAAGGUUGCAGCCAAGCGCGAGGAAGAAGAGAUGGUGAGACGUGAACACGAAGCAGAGGCGCGGAGAUUAAUAGAGAAGAAGGAUAGGGAGGACUUUCAGAAGGAACUGAAUGACACUUGGAAUGCGAAGUUCGAAUCGGUAUGCGGUGCAAUUUGUGGAGGAAAGAAUGUGGGUUCUCAUGAUGAAGAGUUAGCCAAGCUCAAGAAGCAGGUUGAGUUGCUUCAGAUUAAGCAGUUGCAGAAGGGUAAUGCAGCAGGAGCCUCCUCAAGUAGAUCGGUGCCUGGGGAUGAUACUUUAUUGGCACGAUUAAUGCAAGAGCAGGAGAUCAUGAAGAAGAAGAUGGAGUCGGCGUUUAACACGUGUAAACGAAUGGAAGGUUUGGAGAAAGAGCUGCGUGUGUUGAAGCAGUCGCACGAAAAAGCGGUGCUAGAGGCGGAGACCUGGAAGAAGGAGGCGCUUAAGUCUGGGAACAAGCGUAGUCAGAUUGCGACUUCGCCAUCAUCUCAGCUCAAGAUGCCUCUGGUCACCCCUCGUCACUCUCCGGGGAGGAUGGAUAACAUCCAACAUGUGCACAACUUGGAGGUCGAGGCUCUGCAGAAGCUUCGUCUGCAAGAAAUGAAUUGGAGAAGGGAAGCCGAGCAGGAGAAUGCCAGGCUGAAGGAACAGCUCGCCAAGCAGGAGGCAGAGCGGCGGUCAACCCCCCGUUCAACUUUUCGUGAGAGAUUAGACGAUGCAGAAGCAGUGGGCGGGACGGUCAAAUCUACUAAAGUCAAGAAGAAGAGCGGGUCAGUUGAUGAGGUUACACAGGAGAACGAUCGGGAAGUCUUCAUCCGUGAAGCUAAGAAAGAACUACGCGAUAAGAAGAAGGAUGAGGUGACGGAGCUGUGUGUGAAGGAAGGUGUCGAGUAUUCCACGCUCAGUGAGUCUAUCUCCGAUAUCAUUGCUAAAUGGGUGGAGCGGGCAUUCGGUAAGAAACCAGCUGUUCAGGAGAUCUCCGAAGAUGUUGCCACUGGCAUGGAGAAGGAAGAUACGCAUGUCGGGAGGGACUCGACUGAUUCUUAGGGUCCCUCCCGAGCGUGACUGAUCUUUGGUCUACUACUCUCUCUUGUCUUUCUGCUCGAUUAUCUUCUCCUCGUCUAUUGAAGUUGAAGUCGU